AAUCGCUCCUUAGCCAUGUUAUCUGGGCGCUCAUUAGCCUCCCUCGGCCCCGCCGUGUCCUGGCCCCGCGGCUGGGAAGGAUGGAUUCCCCGGCCCUCGUGUCCUCUGGCUUGUAAAAGCACCUGGCCGAGGAGUGCCAGGAUGAGAAGGAGAACAUGCUUCUGAAUACAGAGCCCUUCGUGGUGGAUGCUGACACUGUUGGUGGCCACAGUGCAGGGAGCAGUGUGCUUCCUGCAUUCCCAGGCACAGCUAGACAAGAAAAAGUUGAGGAUGACUUGGGAAUAGAAAAUAGGAACAGCUCUGUAAAGAAGGUGGAAGAAGAUGGGAGAUACAGCACCCUGCAGGCAGCUGGGUCAUCUUCCCAAGGCUCCGUUGUCUUUGAUGGCCAGCACGACUUUGCCUCGACGUUUGGGCAGCCGUCGGAUUUCUGCGGUGACGCGAAGGUGGGAUUAGCGCAGGAGCCCGCGGGUCAGUCUGGAUCACAGGAGCACUGGGAGUGCUACUGCCCUGCUGGGACCGAAAUGGAGGCACAGAAGGAAAAAACUAAGAAAGCAUCCAGUGAAAUGGCUGGAACUCCCUGCAGGCAGGAGGAGAUCGGCCCGGCCCCUCACCAAUCCAGAGGUGUUCCAGUCAGUGCUACAGCUCAGAAUUCCUACAAGGGCUCUUCAGUCCUGGAGUCCAGAGGCAGCCGUGGUGUGGUCAAGGGACAAAAAUCCUUCCCUGUCAAGAAGAAGCCCCGCACCUUCUAUAGUGCAGAGCAGCUAGAAGAGCUGGAGAAGAUGUUCCAGGAAGAUCACUAUCCUGACAAUGAGAAGAGGAGGGAGAUUGCAGCCGUGGUUGGUGUGACACCACAGCGUAUCCUGGUCUGGUUUCAGAAUCGCAGGGCAAAGUGGCGGAAACUGCAGAAGUUGAGUAUGAAAGGCAACAGAAAAUACCCAGCAUCAUCAGCUCAGUCAGUCCCCUUGGCAUCAGAGGGUCAUGGGGCACCUCCUCUGCCUGUGCCUCCAUUGCCUGACGCUGCUGGAGACCAGCCUGCUGUGCUGGUUGGAGACCCUGGAGCUGGGAACUCCUCCAGCCUGCUCAGCACACAUCCUGCAUCCCCCACUUGUGCCUCAGCCUCCUCGGUGGCAGGAACGGUGGCACCCUGCGAAGCCCAGGCUCAGAGCAAGGCGCUGCCGCAGCUGCCCUUCAGUUCCAGCGGCGUGGAGUGCUUCCCGGGUUUUCCCAGCCCUCCUCCCAUCCGCAGGGCCAGCCUGACGCUCAGCCUGGCCUUCGACACCCACAGCCACAUUGUUCCCCUGAUGCUGGACACGCCCAGCAGCGAAUGCGGCUUGGCCGGUCAGGAAAAUGGCUCCAGGGAAGCCUUCUCUUACGAGGACGUCCAGAAUCAAGGCUUCAGUUCACCAGUUUCCUGCCCUUACCCGGAGCAGCUGGAGCCUGGAGACAACCUGGAGGCCUCCUACUGUCAGUACGGCAGCCAGGGGGGAAUCUAUCAGCUCUCCCAGUUCUGUCACCAAGGUCACCUGGCCAGCAAUGUGUUCUCCAGUGACCACCUUCCUCCUCCAACACCCCUGGAAUCCCAUCCAGCGUUCCCUGACUUACCUGGUGACAGUGGAGCCAUAAUCUAUGGAGCCACACAAGACUAUGUACAAAACCACACGGGGGGACCGCUCAUGCCACAGCAGCCAAGUGGCAAUUCAGCAGACAUCCCUGCCUAUCCAGCCUGGAGUGAUUUCUACAUGCAGGGAGCUCCUUUCUCCAGUCAGUUGCAUUCCCAAAUGCCUUUUUCUAGCACGGCAGGAGGACAGUACUUCACAGAGCCCUAUCUCCUUCAAGUGCCCAAUGGAACAGUAGGAACAGUACUGGAAUCCAUGCCACAGACUGGAAAACAAAAGGGACUGACACCACCAGAGCAAAGUUCCUUCCAGAACCACCAAACAGAGCCAGAGUUGGCAGCACUUGCUGAAGAAAAGAACAUAGAGAACAGCAGCAAGAAAGGAGAGACUCUUAAAUUAAAGAAGAAACUAAUGACUGAUGCUGCACUCGGAGGAAAAGAAAAAAGGAAGAGGAAAAAUUGCUAUUUUAAACUGCAAAAUCAGAAGAGUUAAAAAAAAAUUUUUUUUGCAACACAUGCACUUUUUGUUACUUUUUUUGGUUGUAUUUGUUUUUUUUCUUGUUGCCAUGAUUAUUUUCUUGCUGAAGAAAGAAGCAGGGUUAUUUCACUCAAUAAAAGUUUGUGGUGGUGGUGUUUUGUUUUGUUUUUUUGUUGUUGUUGUUGUUUUUUUUUUGUUUUGUGUGGUUUUUUUUGUUUGGUUUUGGUUUUUUUUGUCUGUUUGUUUGUUUGUUUGUUUGUUUUGGUUUUUUUUUUUUUUCCCUGCAAAUCUCCUGGCUUUAUAUCUUUCUUAACAAAUUCUAAUCUUGACCAGCCCUCAGACAGGAAAGAGCUGAUACAGGAACCAGACCAGAGUCCCAUGGGUGAAAAUUCUGGAUCAUGAAAGUGUCAGAAGGUCUGGCUGCUGUCCUGGAAUACAGGGGAGGAGAAACCAGGAGGAAUAAGAUAUAUGCAAAACAUAUGGAGAAGAAGCUCCAGCAACUACACCUGAUUUUAGGGACUCCAGACAGCCAAAGAAGUGUCAUUGGAAGUCCACCUGUGAUUUGGUGUUUGCUAGCCUUGAGUUACUUCCAAAGAAAUUUUUUUCAUUGUAAAACUAUAGCAAUAAACAGCAGCAAGACUGUAACCAUAAAUGCUGGCAGUGUAACCAGGUCCCUGUCUAUUAUUAAUUGCUUUAGAAUCCCAUUUGAAUUUAUGUGUUUGAGUUUGGCUUGAUCAUCUCAGCUCCUGCUUUGCCUGGGAAAGAGAUGAAAUGUGUCUCUAAAAAUCAGUGAUCAGCAGCAGGAGCGGAGGACUCCAGUGAAGAGCUUGUUCAUUCUUGAGAGCUGCAGUGCCCAGGAAUUGUGUUUCCCAGAGGAGCUAUAACCACCUGGAGGUGUAGGAUGUAUAAUACGAGUGACUAAGAUGGAUGUCAGGCUGUGUUCUUGUGAGGAAAGACUGUCGUGUUGUAGGAAGAGGGACACGCAUUUCCUUUGGUACUUCCUGUGUUUAACCCUGAGCCUUUCCACUGGCUUUUCGACACAGACAAUACCCAAAUCCUUUUUAUUACUGUGAUGUUGGUGCCCUUCUUGUACCUUGUGAAAUUAGGUAUUAUCACGUCUUUUUUUUUUAGUUCUGCGGUCUGACCAUGGAGUGUCUGGCAGGAGCUGGAUGCUGUUGCUCCUCUCCUUUUUCUUCCUCCUGUAAAACACUGGUUUAUGUCUGGCAGUGGCUGAACACUGCUGAAAGGCUAAGAAGUAUAGACAGGGACAGAUUUUGAGUCUACAGCUUUGUGUGGCUAUUCCAGAACUUCCAUUUCCUACAGCAAAAGUUAAUUCUUGCCUGUAAAAAGCUGAGAAUGGUUGGGAAUGUGCAUUAGUUCACGCUUGUUUCACUCAUCCUCAGCUGAACAGCCUAAACCAAUAUUUCCAAGAGGUGUGAAUAGGAGUUUUCACUGCAAUUACAAGUCACUCUGAAAGCUGUUGGUGGUGAUGACUGUAAAACUCAUCGUAGUGAGGGCUGGCUGGGAAUCUUGCCUGGAUCCCAAACCAGCCCUUCCUGGUUUGUAAGAUGAUAAAACCAACAGAAUGCCAGCUUGGUCAGCCCUAACUGCCCCUUCUCCUAGAAUGAUGAAGAAAUUAAUUUAGUGUGCUUUUUGAGAAAUGCACAUUUUCAGAAAUGGGCAUUUGGGAUGUGGUCUGGUGGCAGAGCCCCCACCCCAGCUCGCAUCAUCUGCCUGCAGCAUUCCCAAUCCAAAUGUGACACUGAGCACUGAGUUUUAUGUGCUGCAGUCUCAAAAGGUUUGGGGAGUGAAUGAGCACAAUGAAAUUUUUGAAAUAACCAAUCCAUUGCAUUUAAGCUUUUGGGUAAAAGACAAACUGUUCUGUGAAUGGUCUGAUUUUAUUUCCAUGCUUGUACAUUAAACUUGCCAGGUUCAUUUGGGCUUGGAGUUUUGAACUCGCAUUUCUUUCCUGUCAGAAGGAGGAGGAGAGUACAUGGAUGGCCAGAUUCAUCCUCUUUGUGCUCCUGCUGGCUUUGGAGCCAAACCAUGCUUAACCACAGGCAGGAUUUUUUUCUCUCUGGCAGAAGUAGUGACAGCCCUUGACCAUGUGGCAGUUGUCCCACCAAGGAAG
Messenger RNA from Hirundo rustica (Barn swallow), 4224 nucleotides. It is a transcript of the gene NOBOX, whose product is annotated as NOBOX oogenesis homeobox. NCBI's taxonomy places the organism in Eukaryota, Metazoa, Chordata, Aves, Passeriformes, Hirundinidae. The coding region runs from base 156 to 2108 and encodes 650 amino acids. Gene Ontology annotation, molecular function: DNA-binding transcription factor activity, RNA polymerase II-specific; RNA polymerase II cis-regulatory region sequence-specific DNA binding. The transcript has 9 exons. The record is from RefSeq and is a predicted model, not a curated record. Gene Ontology annotation, biological process: regulation of transcription by RNA polymerase II.